CUUGAUGACUGUACAGGUUUCUCUCUCGGAGGAUGACUGCAAGUGACGCAGGGCACACGGUAGCAGCUGGGUCUGGAGGGGAAGUAAAGGAUGCUGGAGAAGCCCUGACUUCAUUUAUAUCAUAAGUUUAAACCCAGCGCACGAGCUGCCAAGACGCGCGGACGACACGUGGGUUACCUGGCUGCAGGAUCACCUGCGAUAUCAAUAAAGAGGAAUCAUCGGCUCAUCCUCCGGGCGGAUUAGUUUGGAUGCAUGCCCAGGGAACACUGACCCCCGUCUCUGCACAUGGAAAAGUAGAUUAAUCAUUGCCUUUUCCCAAAAAUCCCGUUCUGAGUCGUAUCUCGGAUAUUUGGAGCCGCAUUUUUGCUUCCAUCAGUUCUGCAAAUCUCCUCCACCAUGAACUACCUACGUCGACGGCUCUCGGACAGCAAUUUCAUGUCCAAUCUCCCUAAUGGUUACAUGGGCGACCUCCAACGCCCCGAUCCGCCGCAGCAAAGCCCCGCAGUGUCGCCCGGGCCGGCGGAGAGGCGGCAGUCCACCGGCCAGCAGCAGCAGCAGCCGCCGCCGCUGCAGCCGCAGCCGCAGCAGCAGCAGCAGACUUCUGCAGGCGCGGGCUCCAGCUUUUUCUCCUCUCUAUCCAACGCUGUCAAGCAGACUACCGCCGCUGCGGCUGCAACCCUCUCCGAGGCGGCGGACCGAGCAGGAGGCUUCAGCAACGCAAAGAUCAUCCUGGUGAUCGACGAUCAGCAGACCGACUGGGUGAAGAUCUUCAGAGGAAGAAAAGUCCACGGAGAAUUCGACAUAAAAGUGGAACAGGCAGAGUUCACUGAAAUCAACUUGGUGGUCAACAGCACAGGUAGCUUCAAUGUGGACAUUGAUGCAAUCCGCAAUGGACACAAGGUUACAAAAUCCUUUAAACCAGACUUCGUGCUGAUUAGACAGCACGCCUUUAGCAUGGACAAAAACGGAGACCACCGCAACAUAGUGAUCGGACUGCAGUAUGCGGGGGUUCCGAGCGUGAACUCUCUGCACUCUGUCUACAAUUUCUGCGAUAAACCAUGGGUGUUUGCUCAGAUGUCAAGACUCCAUAAGCAGCUGGGCCCAGAGGAGUUCCCACUGAUUGAGCAGGUUUACUAUCCGAACCACAAGGAGAUGAUAACUUCCCCUCGGUUCCCUGUUGUGGUCAAGAUGGGCCAUGCUCACUCAGGAAUGGGAAAGGUCAAAGUGGACAAUCAGUACGACUUUCAAGAUAUUGCCAGUGUUGUUGCACUGACCAAGACCUAUGCAACAUCGGAGCCUUUUAUCGAUGCAAAAUAUGACGUCCGCAUUCAGAAGAUUGGUAACAAUUACAAAGCCUACAUGAGGACAUCCGUUUCUGGUAACUGGAAAACUAACACUGGCUCCUCCAUUUUGGAGCAGGUGGCCAUGUCAGACAAGUACAGGCUGUGGGUGGAUUCUUGUGCAGAGAUCUUUGGCGGAUUAGAUAUUUGUGCUGUGGAGGCUCUGCAUGGUAAAGAUGGGAUAGACUACAUUAUAGAGGUGGAUGAUUGUUCGAUGCCGCUCAUCGGGGACCAGCAGGAUGAGGACCGGGUUCAGAUCGCAGACCUUGUGCUUAGUAGAAUGAACCAGACCGUUCCGCGGACUCCAAGCUCUUCAGCAGUCCGGACUUCAGCCGGACAGCAAACACAGAAAGCGGUUUCUCCCCAGCCGGUCUCACAGCCCAAAGUACCGCAGGCUUCACAGCGCCCCUCACCUCAAGGUGGUCCUCAGCAGAGUCCUCCCUCCCAGCAGCGCCCUCAACCUCAGGGCCAGCCUCCAGCGCAGGCCCAGCAAUUAGCCGCCAGCCCGUCUUCUGGUGACUCCAAUACACAAGCCAAGAGUAACCAAGUACCUGCAGCUCAACAACGGCCACCGGGUCAGGGUGUUCCUCAGAGAAGCCAGGGAGGUUCCCCUCAGGCCCAAAGGCAGCAGUCUGUUUCCCAACAGAAACCUCCUGCUGGAGGUCCUGGCCAGAAACCUGUUGGUGCACAAUCCCAGCCACAGAAACCUGGUCCAGUGCCUAGACAGCAAUCACAAGGAGGGUCGGCGCCCCAGAGGCAUCCAGGCCAGCAAGGUCGCCCAGGAGCACCCACCACCCAGCAACCACGACCUGCUGCUCAAGGCCAGGGUGGCCCAGGAGGGCGCCCCGCUGUUCAGCAGAAGCCUCAUCCUCCACAGAAACCCAAUCAGGAGAGUGCUGCACUGGGCGCUUCUCCACAAAUAAACAAGUCCCAGUCUCUUACCAAUACCUUCAACAUUCCAGAAACCCCAGCGCCACGAGCCAGCCUUAGCCAGGACGAGGUGAAGGCUGAAACCAUACGCAAUCUACGCAAAUCUUUUGCCAGUCUCUUCUCAGACUGAGAUGGCAAAAGCCCCACUUCACAACCCCCACCCAAUUCCUUCCUGCUUCGAACGCGACAGGCAAGCCUUGGAGCGACUCCCUUCCACCCCUCAAUGAGCAAGGACCAACAGAAUCUUUAGUUUUUGUGGGGAAGAAAAAACAUACAGACUUGUCAUUUUACUGCCCAAACUGUUCAGAUCUGUCUGAAUGAACAAAACGGUUGAACCCAGUCAGACAGCCAUGUUCGAAACAUCUCUUGCCUUGACUUAAACAAGUCAUCCACUGAAAAGCUUGUAUAUGCAUGCGACACAUACAUGGAAAAACAGCUUCUCGUUUGUUGGUAGUGUGAAGUCAUUGUAGUGUGUAUAGUUAAAUAGGGAAAAGUCUGUGCAAAAAUAUUGGGGAUGAGGAGGGUUGCCCAAUCUUCUUUUCUGAUUAUUUAGGCUCCUCUCCUUUUUGAGAAAAAGAGCUGAUAGUGUUUUUGUUACCACAGGACAAAGUUCACGUCGAUUAUGGACUUGUGUAGUUUAACCUCAACUUGAAAUUUGAGUUGGUGCAUUUACGGCUAGAAAAGAAAUAGAUCACCCCUCUUCCACCUUUAAAUAACUUUGUACAACGCCUAAUUCACUUCGGCCGCACACAUAGAAUAACCCUCGUAAGCAAAUGUUCUAGCCGUUGAGCGCUCACUGUGAUGUCUUGGCUGCAUGUCAACCGUCGUUGGGGCAGGUGUUGCGAUUUCCAACCGCUUGUAACCGUGUCGUCACAUGUAGGUGAAGUAGUUAGUGAACUAGCCAUGUACCGUAGGUGUCGUGAGCGUGUCAUAGCUCCCUCUUUUUUCUGCUUAAUAAAAAGCCGAACAGCGCGCCUUACACAGACAAGAGCGUCAAAUCAAGUGGAGGUGUCUCAGGGAUGUCCAGUUGAUUGUGACACUUGUGUGUGGAUGAGGGUCUUCCAUGACAGUCAUAAUGUGGAGUUUACAGGUGACAAAAGGACAAGCGUGCAUUUUCAUGUGCUAGAAUGUUCUGCAAUUUCAAUUACAUUUGCACAUGUGUGCGUAACACAACAAAGUUAUACUUGAAUACAUGGACUAAUGCAUGAAGUCUACAUUUUCAGGUUUCCUCAUCUGCCACCUGAGCAAGCAACGGCUUACUGUUAGCGCUCUGAUGCAGUGUUGUAUCCAUGACGUGUGACAGGGGGUGCCUACUAUUCAGGUACAGGUAUUAGAAGAUUAAAUAGUUUCAUUUCAUUGUCAAUUAUUUGAUAAGCAAAUAAAUAAACAGCCAAUGUUUGCAAACCAGCAAGAUUCAGCCAGGUUUUGCCAGUUUCUUUGGUUCGAACAAUUCAGCAGAAAUUUCAGCUUCCAUUUACUGUAUGCAUUGUGCUUUAUGGUGGUAGUAUGACCUAUAAUAAGAGGCUAUACUCCAAAGCAUAUGCAGCCAAGGAAUAUGCAUUUGUGAAACUCAUCUAUACAAAGGAACAUUUAAAUAAAUCUAGAAAUUGUAGAAAUAGGAACUGUAGUUUCCUUUGUAGUAGUUCUAGCUCUUACCACCAUCCAUCUCUUCCACUGACAAAGCUUCUUUUAUCACUCUUAGUCCAACUUUUCUAGCUCCAGAUGCUAAAAAUGUCUUCCAGAAGGAGUGCAUAAACAUUUGUAUGCUAAUGUAGGACGGCAAUACCCUGCCUUUUAGCAAAGACUCGACAGUCAAAACAAUGUCCUGAUUUCCCUGCAGAUUCUCCAUGCUGUCUGUUCCUAUCAGUCUGUUUUGUGGAACCUCAGUGACCCCAUGUGCUCAGUGGUGCGUUUGAAUGUUGUUCUGUGACUGGUCAAACCAAAUGAAUAUGCUGUACAGAGCUGUGAGUGAUGCAAACUGUCACCCUUCUCUCUUUUUGCUGCUAUUUGUGCUUGCUGAAACUAGAUGUGUCUCUAAAGAUUUGACGUUUUAUUUCAGAAACUUGUGGACUGUUCCAUUAUUUGUUUCGCACCGAUCUAUCUCUCUGUACCCGGCGUCACUCUCCAGAGCUUGUAAGUUUAUGCACUGAUGAUUCUGGCCUUCCUUUUCCGAUUUUACAGCAACUCCGUGUCAGCACAGACAUGUAUGAUUUAUUACAACACAGACUCCUGUCAAGAGAAUCAGCAAGAGGAGUGCUUGUUACACUGAGUGUGUCAUUUAUGAAAAUGAGCUAUUUUAUUUAGCACAGAUGGUUAACUUUAAAAAAAAAAAGUCAUUCUGCCACUCAGAGGCCUCUUGGUGCAGCAGAACACAAUAAUUCAAGAAAGUAGUGCAAAGAAGCAGCUUUGCAUCUAUGUUUUUUUCUUCUUCUUUUGUUUUUCAAGGUUCUCAUACUUAACGGUGAAAACAUUUGACUGUGAAUGUACUUUUUUGUGUCUUACUGUUAGUUUCUAUGGUUUUCUAAUUGCACUAAUAAAUGUGAAGGAACAAAUUCAUCCCACAUUUGUGAAUGGGUGAAAAAGCUGUUAAUGCCUGCCAGAGUUAAAAAUGUAAAACAUAAAUAUAUACGUGCAAAAUGUGAGGUUUUUGUUAACCAAAAAUAAGACCAUGUGUAAUGUAAAACAUGGUGGAUUAUUUAGUUUCAUGUCAAAACAAUAGAUGUUAUAUGCAAUAUAAUGUGAAAAUUGAAAUAUCUUCAAUAAAGUCUAUGACCAACAA
Molecule: messenger RNA, 5049 nt
Organism: Oryzias latipes (Japanese medaka)
Lineage: Eukaryota; Metazoa; Chordata; Actinopteri; Beloniformes; Adrianichthyidae
Gene: syn1
Product: synapsin I
Biological process (GO): neurotransmitter secretion
Cellular component (GO): synaptic vesicle; synaptic vesicle membrane
Molecular function (GO): ATP binding
Source: RefSeq, a predicted model, not a curated record